Messenger RNA from Huiozyma naganishii CBS 8797, 4239 nucleotides. It is a transcript of the gene RAV1, whose product is annotated as Rav1p. Gene Ontology annotation, molecular function: protein binding. Gene Ontology annotation, biological process: vacuolar acidification. Gene Ontology annotation, cellular component: RAVE complex. The coding region runs from base 1 to 4239 and encodes 1412 amino acids. The transcript has a single exon. NCBI's taxonomy places the organism in Eukaryota, Fungi, Ascomycota, Saccharomycetes, Saccharomycetales, Saccharomycetaceae. The record is from RefSeq and is a predicted model, not a curated record.
AUGUCCUUGAACUUCUUACCGGGGAGACCUAAUGAUACGCAGCAGGCCACAUGUCAAAGCUACUGGCAGAAACAUACAAUAUUUGCGUACUGUUCCGGUAAUAACCUGAUUCUGCUAUCAAACGAGUUUACCAGGUUACAGACGAUAUAUCUAGAGACAGAUUGCACGGCCGUCGACAUAAAUCCAAGAAAUGGGUUCAUUGCCAUCGCAGUUGCCGACCGGGUGUACAUAUACAAGCCGAUCCACCAGAUCAUGAAGAAUCCCAAAUGGGCACGGUGUUGCUCCCUGUUUCAUGAUCCAUCGCAGAUUAACUGCUUGAGGUGGGGGAGGGAUAAUGAACUCGCAGUUGGGUCAGACUACUUAUCCUUUUGGAAGAUCAAAGAUGAAUUCGGCGAGUACGUCCCGAUUUUGCUGUGGAAUAAACGGCAAGCUAAACCUGUCUUCUACGUAACGGUCUCUCAAAACUCACAACUGGUGGCUAGUUUCGGCAAAUACGAUCACACGGUGAAACUCUGGGAAAGAAUAUCGAUUAGCGGUGAGCAAGUGAUAUUCAAAUUGACUCUAUUGUCGCAUUCAAAGCCUGUUACAUCGGUAAGAUGGAAAAGAAGAGAGAUUGGUAAGCAGGAGAAGAGUACAGUACUCCUCUCGGAAACUCUGUACACCCUCAGUGAAGAUAAACUACUAAGGAUAUGGCUCGUAUACGAAACAGAACACACACAAACCACUAUUCAAAAAUGGGGGGACAUUCAACUUACCUCAAGACAAAAGUACUGCAUUAUAUUGGAUAAUUGGAUUGUCUCAAAUGCGCUCGCAGCAGUCAGAGAUCAGCAGCAACAUGAGAGACUGGCGAAUUUAUUGGAAAGUGACCCUGAUAUCGUUAUGCUAGGAGAUGAUAAAGGCGUUUUUGAAAUUAUCGCCUUAGAUAGUUUGUCUGCUUGUCCACCACGACCUAUGGUUAAGAAACAACUUACAACAAGAGAUUUGAGCCAUCCCAUUUUUGUCAGUAAUCCAAAGUUCAUAUAUUUUUCUGAGCUGCAACCAUAUGAGGACGAUUCGAUGUCAGUUUCUCUUGCCAUCCAUGAUAUGUUGGGUGUCAUCAGACAUUCAUUGAUUAAUGUUCCGAACUUCCUGGACCAAACACUAAGUGGCGACUCCUCAGCCGAUAGUAGUAUAAUCUUUCACUUGGAACAUACAUUUACCGGUCACAACAAAUCCAUCCAAAAGUUAGAGAGGUCCAGCGAUGGGGAAGCGUUACUGACGAUAUCGAGGUUUUCAGAGAAUUGUGUGUGGAUUCCACAGGAAUUAGAUACUGCUUCUGGUGCACUACUAAUACUGAAGAAUAUAAUAAAAACUGAGGUACCAAUCAAACUGUCUGUUAUUCAUGAAAAGGGCAAUCUUGUUAUCUGUCUUCUGGAAAAUCACAAACUACAAGCCUGGGAAUGUCCACCAAACCCAAUGUCAAAUGGGAAGAGGUCAAUUUUGAGGGGUGAGUUAGAUGUAAGUGUGGGUGAUGAUACAAAUGUUUAUCCGUUGUUGAUGUUGAAUACCCCAGAAGAAAAACACAGUCAUGAGCGGCAUUUCGCUGCUAUUGUGCACUCGGAUGGCAGUAUUCGUGCUUUUGAGGUGUCAUUGGCGAGGGGUAUAUUUGAAAUAGGGUCAGAUGAUUUGAAGUUAAUUCACAGUGUUCAAGGUGAUGAAAUCCAUAAACUUUCUGUUAUCGACCCGGUUCAUACGUCAUACGUGAGCAAUAGACCACUGAUUUCUGUUAUCACCAAAAAAGGGUUUGUCACGACAUUCCGGGCAACAGUGGAUUAUGACGAGAAACGGGUUCAUUGGAAUAUACUAUCGGAACUAAACAGUGGCAUCGAAAAUGCAAGUUAUGUCAAAGGGUCCUCAACAAAGAAGAUGUGUAUUGUGAGUUCAGGAAGCAAAACAGUGACUCUUUGGGAUCUCAACAGAAGUGUAUUGGAGUAUGAAGAAACUUUUGAGGACAAUAUUGAAGAUAUUGACUGGACAAGCACUGAAUUAGGCCAAAGUAUUGUUUCUGUCGGCUUCACGGGCUACGCCUUGCUAUACACUCAACUUCGAUAUGACUACACAAAUACUACUCCAAGCUACUUACCUAUAGAGAAAAUUGACAUUACGUCUCAUACAGCGCAUAACAUUGGUGAUUCCAUUUGGAUGAAGAACGGUAUAUUUGUUGUUGCAUCAGGCAACCAAUUAUAUGUUAAAGAUAAGUCGCUAAACUUGAAAGAUCCUUUUACUGCCAGAUCAAUUGGUUCGAGAAUGAUUCUAUCAAACGACAUUCUCCAUUUGAAUAGUGUUUUGAAUGGUCCCCUGCCUGUGUACCAUCCUCAAUUUCUGGUCCAAGCUAUAUACGCAAAGAAAUUGGAAUUGGUCAAAGAACUUCUUUUGCGGUUGUUUCUCGAAUUACGAAAGAUAGACCUCGAGUCGAAAGAUGUCAUUAAAGAACUACCUUCUGAUUUAAAUAUCGAUUUAUCAAAGUUUUCCAUCUAUCGUGACAAGAAUUAUCCGAUACAAAAGUUUCCAGAUCCAUAUCCAAUAUUUGAUAACCUUGUUGCCAAAACUCUAGUAGAACAAUUGACCAAAAUCACAUUACCUUAUGUGACACGGCACCAACAGAUCACUCUGAUAACUAUUGUGGAGGCUAUGGAGGAAAUUAUGAAAAAUGAGAAAAUAGUGGAUCAUAACGGUAUCCGAUUCCUUCUAGGAGUUAAGUUAUUUCUUUCUCAUAAGAAUGUACAAGAAAAUCUUCAGCCAAGAGAUGUUUCUUGGGCGUUGCACUCGGAUAACAAAGACCUUCUAUUGUCCAUUUUUGACUCUAAUAUAACUACAUGGGACAAAGCACGGGAGUAUAAAAUUGCAUACUGGGUAAAAGAGGAGCAAUUGCUAAGAAAGUUCGAGGAGAUUGCCAAGUUUGAAUUUUCCCGUAAUGACACGAAGGACCCAGCCAGAUGUUCGGUUUUUUAUAUGGCACUCAAGAAAAAGCAAGUUCUACUGAGCCUCUGGAAGAUAAGCAUAGGGCACCCAGAACAACAGAAGAUGGUCAAAUUUUUGAGUAACGAUUUUAGCCAGCCGAGAUGGAGAACAGCAGCUCUAAAAAAUGCAUUUGCAUUAAUGAGUAAGCAUCGCUAUAUUGAUGCGGCCUGUUUUUUCCUGCUCGCUGGUUCAUUGAAAGAUUGUGUCAAUGUACUCUGUAAGCAAGUGAAGGACAUGGAUUUGGCCAUUGCCACAUGCAGGGUAUACGAAGGGGACAAUGGUCCCGUCUUAGGGGACUUGCUAACAAAGCAACUUCUUCCGACUGCAAUUUUGAAAGGAGAUAAGUGGACCACCAGUUUUGUCUACUGGAAGUUAAAGAAACAAAAUGUUGCGAUUAAGGCUUUAGUUACAGCGCCAAUUGAUCUGGAAAAUAAUACUGAUAUUGUUUCAAGGGAAAACUUGAUUAAUAAAUCUUUCCUUACUGAGGACCCCGCUUUGUUGUAUUUGUACAGACAUCUGAGAACAAGGAAUGUAAAUUAUCUUACAGGUUCGCUAGAGAUUGGUGCACAGAUUGAAUACCGUCUAAUAUUAAGGGAUGUAGACAUCUUAAGAAGGAUGGGAUGCGAUUAUCUGGCAGUGGCCUUGGUUCGGAACUGGAAGUUUAUUGUUGAUCAAGAACGCCACAAAGAGUUACCAAAAAGUCCAAAGAACCCUGAAAUAUCUGGGAUUCCUAACAUGAUGGCAGAACCAACUUCAAGUGCACGGGUUCGUCCAAGUUUGUUUGAUAUGUUUGACAGCAAUAAGGGGAGUGGUAGUGACAGUACCAUCGAUGUUGCAAAUCUAACGAAAUCAGUCCAAUCAAAUCCUCCAAAUCUGCUGGCAACCUUUACAAGCUCCCCCAAACCUGAGACACCAGAAAUUUUAUUUGACAGUUUUAACUCAACCCCUAAGGAAAGUAAGGGAAGCACAUCAAAUACAGCCAGUCACACCAGCAGCAGCCGAAACCUAUUGGACGACUUUUUAUACUCAGCUCCUAGUACCUCCCACAGCUCAAUCAAAAAGGUUAUCAAGGAAGAAACUUCUAAAAUAGUAAACAACAGUCAUGAAAGUUCCUCUCCUGAGGAAACAAAGGAGAACAAUCAAAAGUUGGAAGACAGAGGUGAGGCUCAGACAGAAGAACCUAAACCUGCCCCAAAGGCAGUAUCGAAGCCAAGAAAUCUUCUUGACGAUUUCAUGUGA